This is a messenger RNA of Dendronephthya gigantea, 2412 nucleotides long. RefSeq names its product activating signal cointegrator 1 complex subunit 2-like. The coding region runs from base 121 to 2343 and encodes 740 amino acids. The record is from RefSeq and is a predicted model, not a curated record. The transcript has 12 exons. Gene Ontology annotation, molecular function: ubiquitin binding. NCBI's taxonomy places the organism in Eukaryota, Metazoa, Cnidaria, Anthozoa, Malacalcyonacea, Nephtheidae. Gene Ontology annotation, biological process: regulation of DNA-templated transcription.
CCUAAAAGGUGGUCAUUUAAAUCAUGAAUCACAAUAAUAUAUUUUGAGUAAAGGAAAUGUAGUUUGAUAUUCCAUUUUGUAUAGAAAUUUUGUAGAUCCCGGGAGAAGAAAACAUGUAAAAUGCCAGCCUUCAAAGAGGAAAAUCUUCCACUUGACCUCAAAUCUGAUAAAUAUCAUGACACAGUGACAGGAACAUCUUCAGUCAUUCCAUUGUUGGAUUCUAAAUGGAUUGAAAAUGAGGAGAUAGAAUUUAUCAGUUAUGUUCCAGUUCCUGUGAAUGUGGAUAUUCUCAAACAAACAUGUUCUAAUGUCAGUGAAACAGAUCUUCAAGCUUGGGAAGAUCGAGCAAAAUUUAUCAACACUGAUCUCAAUUGGUUGCUUUGUCAGUCACAUUCUCGCUUUUGGAAUCAUGUGAUUUUCAAUAAAUCAAUAAAUAUGUGCCUUGAUUCUUUUUUGAAAUCGUCACCAAGAUCUCAUGACCUGUGGAAAUUUCUUCCGGAUAGAAUAUUGAAUCUUCAAAAAGAAAUACAUCGCAGUAUAUUCAUGGUCUACCUGAGAAUGGCAACACACAAGGAAUCAAAAGAAGAUUUCUUUACCCCGGAGAUAUUUGGUGAAAUAUUGUACGAAAAUUUCCUGUUCGAUAUCCCUAAAAUAUUGGAUCUAUGUUCGCUUUAUGGCGGCGAGAAUAGCAAGAACAACAAUCUUUUAUCCAAAAUGCUGGAAAAUGUUUUUAAAAAACAGCCAAAGUAUAUUGAUGAUCUACGUGAAACAAUUCCAAGUAUUUGUCAAACACUGGAUAAAAUUAGAGACGACAUUAAUCCUGUUAAAGUUGGGAAAGAACGACGAAGUGAACUUCAACCAGCUGCCUUAAAUGAUUUUAUAAUAUACCUUCAUGAUACCACACAAACAUUGAUAUCAUUUCUGCACACAUUGACGUCAUUGUGUCAAUAUUUCUUUAAUGACGGCUUUGUACAGCGUAUUGCUGGAUUUUAUGAGGAAACAAUACCUUUAUUUGAUCAGCGAUAUCGCAGUUUGAAAACAGAAAGAACUUUUCUUAACAGAGUAAAGUUUAAUUUGGUAAAAAUAUCACGUUUUAUUAUUGAUGCUCAUUGUCUGGUUGCACUAAUGAAUGGUGAAAUUGAGAGUAUUAAUGAGAUUAAAAAGAACAGUAUCGAAGAUUUCCUUUCAGUAAUGAUGGAGUUAUUAUCUUUUAAAAGAUUUCUACGUGUAUACAAUCUUCAGUAUAGUAUUGAGUUGGAUAUAGAUAUAAUUCACUCGUCUGGGCAACCUGUGGAUGAAACGCGACUACAAUAUCUAAUAUCUGCCAUAAGUGAACUGGGGGUUCCCAGCGAUAAAUCAAUGAAGAUGUGGCCACAACAAUUAAAUGAUAAAUCUCGUAAGUCGAAGUCAGAGGGCCAACAUUCCUGGGAUAAAAUAAAGCCUGCAACCUCACCUGUUGGAGCUGAUGUCAUCAUGCACGCAUCUUCCUCUAAGGAAGCUGUGGAAACGUCCUCAGAAAGCAUGAGUGAUGUAGCACUCAGUUCAAUGAUUUCACAUGUGAAAGAUCUACUGCCAGACUGUGGCGAAGGAUUCAUACUUUUAUGUUUGCAAAACUUGAACUAUGAUGUCGAGAAAACUAUAAACUUAAUACUUGAAGACUCUCUUCCUGGGGAAUUAAGUAAUCUUGAUCGUAAUUUAAGUAAGAGUGAGGCGAUGAAGAAACCGGAUGUAUUGUCUUCAAGACAUAAUAUCUACGACAAGGACGAAUUUGAUGUGUUUUCAAAUGCAAACGUGGAUCUCUCUCGGGUACGCAAAGGAAAGACUCGCGCUACGGAAAGUAUGAAGACGGUAUUUGAUAAAGAAAGAGAUGUUGAAAGUACGAAAAAUUUAAUCUUAAAUUAUGAUGAAACAUUUAACGACUAUGAAGACGAAUAUGAUGAUACUUAUGAUGAACAAAAUGUCGGAGCUCAAGAUGCUGAUUCAGCUGAUGAAUUAAGUGAAAUUACAUUGAGAAGGCCUUUUACAACUCCUCGUGCUCUGCAGCAUUUAAAAGAAGUUGCUGAUGAUGAUGGGGAUGAGAAUGAUGAUGUACAGGACACUGGGGAAACUUCUUCAAAGGGGGAUGAACAAAAGGAAUGUAAUGACGGUGAGAAGCAGCAACGUGGUCAUCGUCAUGGUAACCAAAGACAGCAAAUCUUUGGUAACAAUGACGUAGGCAAACGUCAAGUGCGAAGUGGUAAUACAGAGCGUGAUAGAUCAUAUAAAGAUAAACAUAAAGCAAAGAUUGCUAAUCAUAACAGAAAGACGGCGGCUGCUAAGAAAUAUUCUAAAGGAAUGAUGUAAUAGUAAUCUGAAGACCAGAUUAUAUCUGUGUUGAUAUCAGUGUUGAUAUAAAGCCGUUGCUGUGAUUAA